This is a messenger RNA of Procambarus clarkii (red swamp crayfish), 363 nucleotides long. RefSeq lists its product as uncharacterized. The record is from RefSeq and is a predicted model, not a curated record. NCBI's taxonomy places the organism in Eukaryota, Metazoa, Arthropoda, Malacostraca, Decapoda, Cambaridae.
AUGAGUGCUAAUGGUAGUGAUGACCAUGUUGCAUAUGGUAGUGAUGACCAUGUUGCAUAUGGUAGUGAUGGCCAUGUUGCAAAUGGUAGUGAUGACCAUGUUGCAAAUGGUAGUGAUGACUAUGGUGUAUAUGAUAGUGAUGACCAUGGUGCAUAUGGUAGCAAUGAGUAUUAUGUAUAUGGUAGUGAUGAUUAUGGUGCAUAUGGUAGUUAUGAUGAUGACUAUUGUGCAUAUGCUAGUGAUGACUAUGCUGCAUAUAGUUGUGAUGAGUAUGGUGCAUAUGUUAGUGAUGAUUAUGGUGCAUAUGGUAUUGACGACUAUGGAGUUUACGGUAGUGAUAAGGUUGACCAGACCACUCAUUAG